AUGCCACCAGCUGGUUUCGAGGAUGAUGCCGCCUUCUUUAAGUCUGAUGUGGAAUCAAUUCGUCAUCAAAACGACUACGCCGGCAGUAUACAUCCGCAACCUUCGGCUGAUGGCGAUGUCGUUUAUGUUUCAAAUGACUCUGGAGUUCAUUCCCAACACGAGACUUCAAAGGACGACUUUAUCGAAAGUGAAAGUCGGAAUAGAGGAGAUUCGGCGAAGUCUGACGAUCUCACCAUCCGCCAAAUAAAGUAAGUGUCAAGUACAUGGUUUUUUCUUGCCGGAUACCUUCGUCACCUGAGUGUUUCGACUGCAGACUUGUACAACUUUUUUGAAAUCUUGUAGUUGAAUUCUUGACGUUCACUCAGCUUAGUGCAUGUGACAUAACCGCUCGUCCAUGGUUAUGAAACAUAUUGUUGUCGGUAGUUGAUGCCCAUAGCAUCAUCUGUACUUAUUAGAUAAGGAAACUCGAAUAAAUGUCUCGCAUAUGUUCAAGGCGACAUUUCUUCAAAACCGUUUAGUAAACAAAAUCUUCCAAAAAUGAAUGACUCCUAGUACUUUUGCGGUUAAACAUGUCAAUCAUAAAGUUUGGCCAACAGGGACCAGUACGUGCAGAGCUUACUAAUGCAAAAACACACUGAACGGCCAAGGGCGACGUACGAGUAGUUGAAAAUAACAUUUCAUUGAGUAAUUUGCCAAACCCCGUCACUUGAAAUGCAAGUGAAAUCGCAAGGUACUGUGGAAACUACAAACUUAAUGACUCAUGUAUACCGAGUCUAAUUACUGUCUGUCUAGAUACCGAAAAUUUGCACCAUGCUAGUUCUCCAAAAUCCGUUCUUUCCGUAGUCUUAUCAAAAAUUUAAAAGACGACAGAAUCCAAGAAAACCUAUGUACAUAAUUUGUUUGGCAUGCCCCGCAGGGUAAAGGAGCAUAAGCAUGCCUACGGCGGUUGCUGUAUUAGCGGCGGUAAAGAUUAUUCUAGGUAAAACGUACAGGAGAAUUUUCGGUCUGUGAAAUUAGUAAUUAUGUUCUACUCCUGCUCCCUUCUCCUAUUCCGUUUUCCUUUACGAAUUUCCGACCAGUAAUUCACCAAAUGUUUAUAGCACCACUGGGGAAAAACGGACUGGACGCAGCCGACGAGCAGUCACGUCCGUAAGAGAACACGUCUGGCCAUUAGGCAUAAUUCCUUAUGAAAUUGGACCACAAUUCAACGGUGAGUAUGUUGCGCAAAUUGAGGAUAUUACUUGGCAAAUGCCCUGAUGACGAGAUUAACUGCAAUGUAAAGUGCAGAAGUCAAGCAUCUUUGUUGUAAACACCAACACAAAUUCGGUCAGUGUGAAGUUAUCAAAUUAGCAGUACCAUAUACUUUAAUGCCAAACAAAGAGAAUUAAGUCCGCUGAAAGACAAUUUAAAGCUGAGCAUAUAUCCACAAGUAGGGGCAGACUGCAUAGGUACAGAAAUAAACAUGCGUCUGUAAGUUUGCAUUGAAAGUUUGGUAUCCCAUAAAGCAAAAGUUGGGGAAAAUACGUUCGCUAGAAAUUGCAAAUGAGUGUUUUUUGGGUUUCAAAUGUCGAUUCGCCAAGCCGGAAUCAGGCAUGCGGUAAACUGGAAGAGGGAAUGAACAUUAAAUCCUAUCUGAACAGGCAAUAGUUAUUGCUCAUUCCUGCCUAUAAUCCGUCGGCGCUCGGAUUGGCUUGUCGCCUUUCCCACUUCUUAUGUGGGAGUGUUGUGCGCCUUGCCUGCUAAGGUGUGCCUAUUAGGCCGCAGGUCAUUGGAAUACACGGCCUUAAAACGGAUCCGGUCCUUACUAGAUAAUCAGGCACCAACACUGCCAGUAUUGUCCCAGGGAGAAUUUUGUCCAGUUUCCAGCGUAACUUGACUAAAAGUUGUCUUUCCUGUUUAAUCUCAAUUGAUUUUUGCUAGCGCAUGUUCGCCUGGGCAUGUUCAACUGCCAGUUUCAUUACAGAGCCGCCACCCAAUAAAGGUCAGAUGGCCCUUGCAAACGUUUUAGAUUUUAUAAAAUAAGCAAUCCUGCACUUGGAAUCAUGCGCUGGUUGUGUAAUGCAAUUGUCUGCUUGUGCGUCACGUGCAUUUGGUUCUCCCGCUUGUGUGGACUGUGUCGCCUGUGCGGUUAACUGCAAUAAACAUGAAGACAAACGAUUACAGUCGCGUUUUGGAGAAUACACCAGUACAGUAAGGAGGAUGGACUCCUGGUGUAGCAACACAUCGCGGGCUCUCAGCAAAAACUCACCUGCCAGAUUAUGGGAACUCUGGUUCAAAGAAAUAGCCGCAUAGCCUGGAAAACCGUCAAGGCCUGACACACGAAAAUAACCUGCAUCAAGCGUUGCAAGCGAAGCCAAUGUAUAGGUGUGCGCCCAUUCCUGAGUGAAUAUAUACAGAUAAUGCUAGGGGGCGCUCACCGAUCGUUCUUACGGAACUCAUCCGUUCCGUUGUGUCUUAAGUGCUCUCUCUCUCUCGACCCGAACCAACAGCCGCACAGCGGCGCAUGAUAUAUAGGAAGAAUGGUAUUACCGACAAAGACAAGGGAGACUGGAAUGGCCAUUUCUGGCUUAUUAGCCGUCGUCAGCCAGUCAUACCCAAGUCCGAAGUGUGGAACAGCCGAGCCUCGAACUCGCCAUCGAAAACCGACAGGGCAACGGGCUCGUGGCCCGGUGGGUAGAGGCGUGGACUUCUAAACCAACAGGUCGCGAGUUCGAGGCUCGGGUGUUCCACACUCCGGGUUUGUGAGUGACUGGCUGACGAUGACUAACAAACCAGAAAUGACCAUCCGAGUCAUAUCGAGUUGGACGCCGCGUACAAAAGUCUCAAGGAGAAAUGGAAGAGACGUGAGCCAAUCGGGAUGGAUUGACGCAAAUAGCGGCCGCUCACGGGCGCAAACGCGAACGACUAUCGAUUUUUUGUGUGCACUGCCAGAUGUUAAUUAAUGCUGGCACAUUUAGUCUCACUCUGCGUCUGACGACGGCCUGGGGAAUCAGCGCCGAUAAUUCACUCAAUAAAGUACCCUUUCCCAAUGAACGUCUCUGCCUUCAACAUAUAUAUAUAUAUAUAUAUAUGGAUAUAGGCAAAAAUGCUGCACCCAAGGUGUUAAUAUGGAAGAUGAGGAUGAGGCGAUCUCUGGGGAAGAAGGUUUAUUCAUCUGACUUUUCGUGUUCAUACUCGAGCACAUCUUCGGAGAUAGGCUGAGCGAGAAAUUCGGGGUUUAAAUAGGCCAUCUGCACUCUCACCCGAUAGGUUCGUCCCGUUCGCUUCUCGUUGGCCCCCCUCUCGCGCGUAGAUGGUGCCUGACGGCCUCGUAUGGCGCUGGCAAAUCGAUACUUCGGUUGAUAGAGUUCGUGUCUGAUUUCCAGGCCUCGAUUACUUCACUCGACAGUUUGCUUUCGGCUCGGCCGAGCACCUGGGCGCCGUCAGCGACACACACAUCAGCACAGAAGCCGAGAAGCUGCGGGAGCGUAAAACCCUAUGGCGCCUCUUCCUUGCCAAUGGAUAUCCACGCAGUUUUGUGAACAAAUGCUUGUACCGAAGGCACACGAAGACGGACGGUGAGAAGAAACAAAGACCAGAAAUCUUCCGUGUCUUGCCCUACGUGAGUAACGUCUCCGAAGCCACUGAGCGCAUACUAAGGCCGCUAGGCGUGGGCGUUGGUCACCGACCGGAGGCCAACAUCCGCCGCUUAAUCAUGCAGCCCAAGGACCGGCUACCACCUGCAGACACGUCAGGCGUCAUUUACCGCGUCAAAUGUCUGGACUGUCCAGCCAACUACUAUGGCAUGACCGACAAACGCCUAAGAACGCGCAUGCAUGAGCACACUUUGGCCGUAAGGCGAAAGGACGUACUAUCGCAUGUCGCCAUGCACUGCCUGGAAAACAAUCACAAGUUCGACUUUGACGGCGCCCAGGUGCUCGGCCGAGCCGAAAGCAAACUGGCGAGGGAAGUAAUCGAGGCCUGGAAAUCAGACACGAACUCUAUCAACCGAAGUAUCGAUUUUCCAGCGCCAUACGAGGCCGUCAGGCACCAUCUACGCGCGAGAGGGGGGCCAACGAGAAGCGAACGGGACGAACCUAUCGGGUGA
Spirometra erinaceieuropaei is the source of this 4087-nucleotide messenger RNA. NCBI's taxonomy places the organism in Eukaryota, Metazoa, Platyhelminthes, Cestoda, Diphyllobothriidea, Diphyllobothriidae. The record is from the annotation of a GenBank genome assembly.